CCGGCCUCAGUUCUUGAACGAACCUCAAGCGGUGAACAGCAACUAAAGCGAAUCAGCAGCACACUCUAGAGCAGUGGAACGCAGAAACCUUGAGUGAGAAGCUCUCAAACCGGUUCAACAGCUGAUUGUGUGUUGUGUAUAGAAAGGACUUGAACCAUAAACUCAAAAAAAUCGAAACAAAAAGUGGACGGUGAAGAAAUUUUGAAGUUCUACAAACGGAAAAGUUCAUAAGAACCCAUCAGCACAAAGCAAAUCUGCACACGAUUCACCAGCCGAGAAUCGCCUUCAAUUGGCUGCUACAGUCGCCAGGAACGUGAUUUCCAUACACUUAAACGAUCACCAAGUGGACCUGAUUCGCAUUCGGUGGAAUAAAGAGUGACGAGUUCUGCGCGCGGAAGUGUCGUUACCAAUUGAGAGUGAUCCCAGUGUUUGCAAAUUAAAUUUCGCGAUUCGCGCGCGACGUUUCUCAGCCAAUCGAGAGCAAUUUAGUGGCCGUUGCUGGGAAGAAGGUCAACGCAAGUGAAUCUACGUCAGUGGGACUUGGGAGAGACGGCUGCUUAGCAGCACAUUGUCAGUGAGCUAAGAAUAGCUGAAUAGCGAAAGUAUGGCCGUGAACGUGCUGAUCAAGGCAUUGCUUGCCUUUGCACUGUUGGUUAAGUGCAUAGACAGUGCCAAAAUUUUGGCUAUUUUUCCGGUGCCAUUUAAGGAGCACCAACUGGGUUAUAGGCCUUUGAUAGAGCGGCUGGCAAACGUGGGCCAUGACAUCACGCUACUUACGACGGAUCCAAUCGAUAUGCGAUUGGCUGGAAAUGGCUCGUUGGUGAAACGGAUCGAGCAGAUCGAUCUGAGCUUCGUGUACGAUCUGCCCAUUCUGGAGGAGCUUAACGCGGUCGGUUUGGACGAGAGGGACAUGCUGAGGAAUGUUUUUAACGUGAUGAGGAAGAUAUCGGAAGCGGAGCUGCAGCAUCCGUCCGUCCAGGAGCUGAUCCGAGGCGCAGGGAAGUUCGAUGUCGUCAUGGUUGAGUGGUCCGGAGUGAGUUUGAUGAACGCCUUCGCGCAUCACUUCAAGGCUCCACUGGUGGGCAUCAUCAACGCAGGGGCGUACAUCAACGCCCACGAAGCGCUCGGCAAUCCCAACCACCCUAUUGGAUAUCCGAGCAUCUUUAUGCCGUUCACCGAAGACCUGAACCUGCUGCAGCGCAUCUCCAGCGUGUUCUUCACCAUCUGGUUCCGAUUCUACUACUACACCGAGGAAGUCCCCCUGCAAAACGCUAUCGCCAACAAGAACUUUGGCGCCCAACUCCCCGACUUGUUCGAGAUUGAACGUCAGGCCGACCUGCUGCUGAUCAACGCGUACCAAGCCCUCGGCAAUGUACGCCCGGUGGGACCGACCACGCUCUACCUCGGUGGAAUCCACCGCAAAUCGGCCGCUGAUCUGGCCGCCGGUGGCCUUUCCGAGGAUCUGCAGUACUUCCUGGAGCACUCGCCGGAACCGAUCGUGUACAUCAACCUGGAUCUGGACGCCGUCGCGGACCACUACCGGCUGGAGAAGAUCGUCCGGGCGCUGGAAAGCCUCGGCGCGACCAUUGUCUGGAACUGGAACCAGGGCCAGUUCGUGAACACCACCACCAGGAUCUACCAGUCGUACGAUCUGCCCCAGGAGGAUAUCCUCGCGCACCCCAAGGUGAAACUGUUCAUCACCAGUGGCGGUCAGCGGAACAUCGAGGAUGCCAUCCACCAUCGGGUUCCGGUGCUGGGAGUCAGCUAUUCUAGCUCGCUGGAGCACUAUCUGAGACAGGUGGCCAAGUACGAGGCUGGAAUUAUAUCGUUAAUCGACUUUGAAACCCAGGCGACCUUUACCGACAAGUUGCAGGAUGCGUUCGGGCUUGAGAUCUACCAAUCCCACAUGAACGCGCUGAAUCGUCUGCUAGCGGAUCAACCGAUGAGCUCGCUGGAACGGGCCGUCUGGUGGAUCGAGUACGUAGCCCGCCAAGGUGGUACCAAGCACCUGCGCACGCCCCAGCUGUCCUGGUUCCAGUACCUGAUGCUGGACGUAACGCUAACCGUGGCGUUCUUCACCAGCCUGGCCGGACUGGCCGUUGCCUACGUCGUGUGUCGGGCGGUGCGUUACUCGCGGAGCUUACCGAUCGAAAUGGUAACGCGGGGCAGCCGAAAGUGUAAGAAGCUGUGAAUUGUGCCAUUUGCUGGUUGUGUACGAAAAGCUGAGCAAGCUGAAGGGAACUGAAUCGAUUGUUUUGUAUUUACAUGUGACACUCGCGAUAUCUUUAAAACCAUGUUUAAGCCACCUGAAUCAUACUAGUUCUAUACUUUUUAAGGAUCCUUGUGAUAUUAGAUUGUAAAUUGUUCAAUAUAUUAAGAAAUAAAAGUUUAAAAUAAAA
Molecule: messenger RNA, 2399 nt
Organism: Culex pipiens pallens (northern house mosquito)
Lineage: Eukaryota; Metazoa; Arthropoda; Insecta; Diptera; Culicidae
Product: UDP-glucosyltransferase 2-like
Exons: 5
Coding region: 605-2191 (528 amino acids)
Molecular function (GO): UDP-glycosyltransferase activity
Source: RefSeq, a predicted model, not a curated record